AAUAGGUCCGUGUGGGAGCAAUAAACAAGAACUCAAGAUGGAGCCCUCUAAAGCUGGACAUCUUAUGAGCUUGGCAGCUCUGCAGAGACAAGAUCCGUACAUAAACAACCUUCUAGAUGUUACCGGCCAGGUAGCAUUAUACAAUUUCAAUUCCAAAGCAAACGAAUGGGAGAAGACAGAAAUCGAGGGCACCUUAUUUGUAUAUUCUAGGUCUGCCUUGCCUCGCCACGGCUUCACCAUCAUGAACCGUCUGAGCGCAGAGAACCUGGUGGAACCUAUCAACAAGGACCUGGAGUUCCAGUUACAGGACCCCUUCCUGCUCUACAGGAAUGCCAACUGUGAGUACACCAUAUCGGUCUGUCAAUCUGUGUUUUUUCCUUUUUAAAUAUCUACGGUCUGUGUUUUUGUUUGUUUACCUAUAGCCCUCCAUUGGGGGCACAAUGUCUUGCAGUCAUUAUCUUACUGUUAUGCAGUAAUUAUUCAGCUGAAAGUUUUAAAGAGGCUUUUAAUGUAUUAAUCAUUGUGGUGUGCUGGAUUGGACUGCUAAACUGUAGCAAGUGGUUGAGCUAUUUUUAACCUGGCUGGUUCAUAAGAAUUUUUGGAAUUUGUGAAACAUAACAGCAAGAUCUGUCUGCUCCGCGCAGUCUGAAGUGUUUAGGAGUAAAAGCAGGGUGCUGUAGCACCUUCUCCGCCCCCUUCGAAACUCCAAGCCAAAUUUAUGUCGCUGUUAAUGUAGUACUUCGUUGUCCCAGUGUAAACGACAGUAAAAGCCCUGCUUCUGCGGCUCAAACAGCGGUGCAGUCUGUUAGGAGUUGAACCCCAUGCUUCCGACUAAGUGGCUAUUAUUUGUGUAUGAAACACUAUUAUAUUUGCGGCACUGCAAUAUAUUUACUUUUGUGAGACCUUCAAUCUUAAGUGUGUGUGUGCGUGCGUGCGUGCGUGCGUGCGUGCGUGUGUGUGCGCGCGACAGAACAAGCCACAGUGUUCUUGCAUUUCGAAGAAAACCAUGAUUCUCUCCAGAGACUUUUGCUAUCCCAUUAGAAUGGAUAGGGAUGCUGUUCACUGUAAUGUUCGAACAAAUGCAAAAAACACAAUGUCCUCUAGACUUUCUGUUUAGACAAUGACAAGAGCUGAGUUACUCAACAUCAAACAUACACUCAUGUCAUGGGUGUCCUGUAAACCAGCUUAUUUUUAGAGAAAUAUUUAAAAUUCUUCCCUUACCUUCAUGUGACCGUAAUAAAAGGCAUGUCAAAAAAGUCGCUAACAAUGACCUUAAUAAAGUGUAUAAUGUCUAAACAUUUAUUCCCCUAGAUUUUAUAGUGUCGUUUUGUGGCUCAAAUUAAGGAAAAUAAAUGUGCCUGCAGUUAAUCGUAAAUCAUGCCAUUGGCCCUGCGCUGCGUGUUCACUGCACACAAAUCACGUCUAGGAAAAUAUAUUUCUAGUACACUGAGUGCAGUUUGUGCUAAUGCUGGUAACGCAAUGUUCUAACCGGUCAAACAGAUACAAACCUAAAACAGAAACCAUGCCCGGCGCCAUGGACAUGUUCAACCAAACAUUGUAGGUGCCGGCGAAUUGUUAACCUCACUCCCCAGUAUUUGUUUUUGUUACACAAACGGUAUACACAUUGUGUGUGGCUCUUCAGCAGCACGUGGCCAAGAGCCAUUCAACGUACCUCUGAAAGCCCCUUGCAGACAUCUCCGCAGGCUCCUCUUGAAGACCUCUCUGCCCCGCUGCCGCAGGUCGGUCUGGGGCUGCCCGGCCAGGCCGAUCAGGAAGAUCUCCUCAGAGCGGUCAUCUCCCACCAUGACCUCAGGCUGUCCGGCCACUCUCACUUUCUCUCUCUCUCACACGCACACAGUCACAAUUUAGGCUCAAGCGUGUCCAGACUUCAGUGGCUUGGCAUCAAAGCGGUCACACCAGACUGGACUCUCUUGCGGAGGUCAUCGGAAGAUCAACUUCCACUAUUGCUUGAUCAGUUAAAUGUUUUCUGCCCCUUCCCCUGGGCUAUGUGCUGUCAGUCGCCGGCAGCGCCUGGUAACUUGUUCCUGAGUUGAGCUAUUCGUCGAGACUGAGAACGUAGAAGCCAAGGCAUUCCCCAGUCAGAUAUGAAGGAAGUAGCUGACACUGCUUCCCCCCAGGCAGUCGAUGAGCAGUCUGAACAGCAGCUUCAUCAGGGCCACAAAUAAGGAGUGGGACUGUCUCCCCAGCUGCUUGCUGAUGAGAAACACAAGCAGGGCCAGGGACAACGUCAGAGAAGACUGCUCGCCGUUCGGGCUGGCUUUACCCAUCAGUCUGGCGGGAACGUUAGUCAUCAUCUUCCACCCGAGGUGUGUCUGUGUGCGAUCCAAAAGAAGCUUCUUAAGUAGGGUAAAGGUCUUCGGUAGCGCAGAGGUGCUAGGUGCUAGGUGCUGUGGCACACUGGCUUUGUAAGUGUUUCAACUCAAGCGGUUGUUUUGACCUACCUUGGUGUAGGUCGUGCAGAUCACAUGUUUCAAUGUUACUCUGGCCUCGGUGCUGAUCCUCAGCAGUAAAGAUGAACCCUUGUUGCGGCCAGUCUACCUCGUCUUAUUGGCUGUGGAUAUCCAGGGCUGUUGAGGUGGAGCCUGACUGCUCCUCUGAGAAUGCGCGCUUUCUCCUCCUCCAACAUCAACUGAAUCAAAUUCUAUAGAGGCUGUCUUUCAGAAUCCCUAUUUAGUUGUGAUUGUUAGUGUCGCUCUGUAGCUACAGACGAGGAAGGUGGAAAGAAUGCUCCGAAAGACUUCUGCUUACUGUUUAUGCACAGGACACAGUCUGUGUGUCCACAAACAGACACACAGAUGCAGAUGCACACAAUCAUGAACACACCUGUUUACACCCCACCCUGAUUCCCUAUUGGUUUCCUCGGCCUCUGGUGCCAAACAGCUAGGUUGCCAGGCAACCUCACCUGCUCGGGGGACUCGGAGUACAUGGGGGGUUUUCUGCAAAUAAACAUACACCAGUCAAGAUGGCCACAAUUCAUCCAUUGAAGGUUGAGCUUGUGUGGAUUAAAUCCCUCGCACCAGAACUCUCCAAUAUGGCUUUACUUGUUUUGAUGUGUUUUGUUUGUAUUUUGCUUGCAAGAUUUGUUGUAUGCAGUUAGUAGGCAGAAAGAACCUUGAAUCUAGGGUUAUAAUAAUAACCCUAGAUGUUCUUAAUCUACUAUAUGUUCUUCAGUGAAGUAUGUGCUGGGGCCACCGUUAUCUACAGUAUAAAUACAUAUUUGUAAAAUAUGAAUGAGUGAAGAUAAUUAGACAAAGUGUCUGAAAAUGAGAGAUUAAGAUUUUUAAUUUUUAUUCAUUUGUUGAUUCAUAUUUGCUUUCUUUGCCUGUUUCUUUUCUUUUUUUUU
Messenger RNA from Gadus chalcogrammus (walleye pollock), 3364 nucleotides. RefSeq names its product decapping mRNA 1A (gene dcp1a). The transcript has 3 exons. Gene Ontology annotation, cellular component: P-body. Gene Ontology annotation, biological process: deadenylation-dependent decapping of nuclear-transcribed mRNA; deadenylation-independent decapping of nuclear-transcribed mRNA; positive regulation of catalytic activity. The coding region runs from base 38 to 385 and encodes 115 amino acids. Gene Ontology annotation, molecular function: enzyme activator activity; mRNA binding. Lineage: Eukaryota; Metazoa; Chordata; Actinopteri; Gadiformes; Gadidae. The record is from RefSeq and is a predicted model, not a curated record.